AUGUCCUUCAAACCCCUUGAUAUUCUCUCACGACUCGCCGUCCCCGUAGGUGUAGCCAUCACGCUAGGCCAAUCGGCCAUGUACGACGUGGAGGGCGGAAAAAGAGCGGUCAUUUUCGACAGAUUGAAGGGUGUUCAAUCAACCGUAAUUGGUGAAGGUACCCACUUCAAGAUCCCCUGGUUGCAGAAAGCAAUCAUCUACGAUGUCCGCACAAAGCCGAAAACCAUCGCCACCACCACCGGCUCCAAAGAUUUGCAGAGUGUGCUGUUGACGCUUAGAGUGUUGCACAGACCAGAGGUCCAGAACUUGCCCACUAUUUACCAGACUCUUGGCUUGGACUAUGACGAGAGAGUGUUGCCCGCCAUCGGUAACGAGAUUCUCAAGAGUAUUGUGGCUCAAUUCGAUGCGCUGGAGCUCAUCACACAAAGAGAAGUGGUCUCCGCGCGGAUCCGCCAGGAACUCUCGCGCAGAGCGGGCGAGUUCAACAUCCGUUUGGAGGACGUCUCUAUCACACACAUGACCUUCGGUAAGGAGUUCACCAAGGCCGUUGAGCAGAAGAAAAUCGCCCAACAAGACGCCGAGAGAGCCAAGUACUUGGUCGAGAGAGCAGAGCAGUACCGUCGUGCUGCUGUCAUUCGUGCUGAAGGUGAGGCCGAGGCUGCUGAGACCGUCUCCAAGGCUUUGGCCAAGGCUGGUGAUGGCUUGUUGAUGAUUAGACGUUUGGAAGCUUCCAAGGAUAUUGCACAGACUCUUGCCGGUGCUCCUAACGUGUCGUACGUGCCCUCUGGCCAGGGCGGAGACAGCAAGACCAACUUGCUUUUGAAUGUAGGUCGUUAA
Australozyma saopauloensis is the source of this 837-nucleotide messenger RNA. Its product is annotated as prohibitin subunit. Gene Ontology annotation, cellular component: mitochondrion; membrane. The record is from RefSeq and is a predicted model, not a curated record. The coding region runs from base 1 to 837 and encodes 278 amino acids. Lineage: Eukaryota; Fungi; Ascomycota; Pichiomycetes; Serinales; Metschnikowiaceae. The transcript has a single exon. Gene Ontology annotation, biological process: mitochondrion organization.